This is a messenger RNA of Globicephala melas (long-finned pilot whale), 1545 nucleotides long. RefSeq names its product gap junction protein alpha 9 (gene GJA9). Gene Ontology annotation, biological process: cell-cell signaling. Gene Ontology annotation, molecular function: gap junction channel activity. The record is from RefSeq and is a predicted model, not a curated record. Lineage: Eukaryota; Metazoa; Chordata; Mammalia; Artiodactyla; Delphinidae. Gene Ontology annotation, cellular component: connexin complex.
AUGGGGGACUGGAAUUUCCUUGGAGGCAUUCUGGAGGAAGUUCACAUCCACUCCACCAUGAUUGGAAAGAUGUGGCUCACCGUCCUGUUCAUAUUUCGAAUGCUUGUUCUGGGUGUAGCUGCUGAAGAUGUCUGGAAUGAUGAGCAGUCUGGCUUCAUCUGUAAUACAGAACAACCCGGCUGCAGAAAUGUAUGCUAUGAUCAGGCCUUUCCUAUCUCCCUCAUUAGAUACUGGGUUUUGCAGGUGAUAUUUGUGUCUUCACCAUCCCUGGUCUACAUGGGCCAUGCUUUGUACCAACUGAGAGUUCUGGAGAAGGAGAGGCAGAUGAAGAAAGCUCAACUGAGGGGUGAACUGGAGGAGGUAGAGCUUGAAAUGCCUGGGGAUCGGAAGAGAUUGGAGCAAGAACUGCGUCAGCUUGAGCAAAGGAAACUAAAUAAAGCUCCACUCAGAGGAACCUUGCUUUGCACUUAUGUGAUACACAUUCUCACUCGCUCUGUGGUUGAAGUUGGGUUCAUGAUUGGACAGUAUCUUUUAUAUGGAUUUCACUUAGCGCCUCUAUUUAAAUGCCACGGCCACCCGUGUCCAAAUAUAAUUGAUUGUUUUGUCUCAAGACCCACAGAAAAGACGAUAUUCCUGUUAUUUAUGCAAUCCAUAGCUACUGUUUCACUUUUCUUAAAUGUUCUAGAAAUAUUCCAUCUAGGUUUUAAAAAGAUUAAAAGAGGGCUUUGGGGACAAUAUAAAUUGAAGGAUGAACAUAAUGAAUUUUGUACCAACAAGUCAAAACAAAACCUUGCCAGAUAUCAAAACACAUCUGCAAAUUCACUGAAACGAUUCUCUUCUGCACCUGAUUACAGUCUGUUAGUGGAAAAGCAAACACACACAGCAGCGUACCCUGGUUUAAAUCCACCUGCAUUUCAGACAGAUCCAGAUAAUCACAGUGGAAAUGAUGACAAAGGUAUUUUGGAUGAACAGGAAACGCUACUUUCUGAGAUGUGUAUGCUUAGUACUACCUGUGGUCAUCUUCAAAACAUCAACUCAAGUAAUAAAGGAGACACUCAUAAAAUAUCUGGAAAAGAAGUUAAUGGUAACCAGCUGAGGGGAAAAAGAGAAAUUGAUGGCAAAGACAGCAAAAGGAACCACUACUCUAAAGGUCACUGUUCUCUUCCAGGUGAUGCUAUAGAUCUGAACAACCACACGGGGCAGUCACCCCAAACAGCUUUCUCUCUGCCAGCUAACUACACCUGGAAACCGAAAUGGCUUCGUGCUACUUGGGGUCCCUCUGCAGAAAAUGAAAAGCAGGCAUCACCUCCUAAAGGUAACCUCAAGGGCCAGCUCAGAGAGAGCACAAUCAGAACGCUUCCUCCUUCACAGGGAGACUUCCAUCCACUUGACAUUCCAGACACUCCUGAUUCUUUGGGAGGGUUGUCCUUUGAAUCCGAGUUGGUCAAAACCUGCAGUAACCCUACUGCUUGUCCUCCAAAUCAUUUAGUGUCGCUGACAAACAACCUCAUUGGUAGGCGGGCUCCCACAGACCUUCAGAUCUGA